GCAAAAGAUCAACCAACACUACUGAAACUGGCCCAUCAAAGAAGCCAAAACCUAGCGUCGUAAUCGAAAGUGAAGAAGAAGAGGAAGAAACAGAAGUAGGUUUUCAGAGGAAGAGGAGUCAACCUCCUGUGCGUAUCGAAGCUAAUAUCCCAGAAGAUGUUCCAUCUAAUGACCCUUCUGCUGAAGAAAGAAAGAAGAAGAAACAAGAGAAAAAAGAGAAGAAAGAAAGAUGGAAAGAAGAAAAGAAGAAAAGAAGAAAGAAGAAAGGAGAGGUUCAGAGGGCCAACCUAAAGAGAAGAAAAAGAAGAAAUCCAAAUCUUCGAGUGAUCCCUCUGAAGCCAAUCUUGGCUUUCCGUCUGUUUCGAAUGAACAAAAAGAAUCCACCCCUCAAGCAGAAACUCAAGAAGAUACCAUCCUAUCUGAUGCAUCCCCUGAUCCAACAAUCAAUAUGCCCCAGCAAGAUGCUUCUCAAGAGGAAAAUAUAUUGAACAAGGCUAGUGGUGAUACCCUUAAGGAUAGUGAUGCCACUAUCUCUGAGAAAAUUGUGCAAGAACCAAGCCAAGACCAACCAGAGCAUCCUGAUUCCAAUGAGAUUCAAGACAAAACUUCUCCCUUCCAGGAAUGGGGCAAAACUGCACCAGUCGAAGUCGAAGCCUCUCAGACCUCUUCAUAA
Trifolium pratense (red clover) is the source of this 673-nucleotide messenger RNA. RefSeq lists its product as uncharacterized. The record is from RefSeq and is a predicted model, not a curated record. The transcript is spliced from 3 exons. NCBI's taxonomy places the organism in Eukaryota, Viridiplantae, Streptophyta, Magnoliopsida, Fabales, Fabaceae. The coding region runs from base 230 to 673 and encodes 147 amino acids.